Messenger RNA from Hevea brasiliensis (rubber tree), 2410 nucleotides. Its product is annotated as plant-specific TFIIB-related protein PTF2. Gene Ontology annotation, biological process: transcription preinitiation complex assembly; DNA-templated transcription initiation; transcription by RNA polymerase III. The transcript has 2 exons. Gene Ontology annotation, cellular component: transcription factor TFIIIB complex; nucleus; transcription preinitiation complex. Bases 656 to 2236 code for a protein of 526 amino acids. The record is from RefSeq and is a predicted model, not a curated record. NCBI's taxonomy places the organism in Eukaryota, Viridiplantae, Streptophyta, Magnoliopsida, Malpighiales, Euphorbiaceae. Gene Ontology annotation, molecular function: RNA polymerase III general transcription initiation factor activity; RNA polymerase III type 3 promoter sequence-specific DNA binding.
CUUCGGACUUCCGGUCCCUCUGGCUUUCUCAUUCUCUUGGAAAAUAAAUAAAUAAAUAAAAGCCCCAGAGUCCAGAGAGAUGUGCACUUCUCCCCUUCAAAUUCACUGAGAAAACUAUUCCUCAACGGCUCAACCAACACAGCGUCGUUUCCUUAGUCCUUAAUGCCGUGGUUCACCCAACGAUUUCUUCUUGUCUCUCCUUUCUCAUUGUCACAGAGACGGACUCGGAGAGUCACGGCCGUUGCUUAGCCUCUCUUUCUUCGAUUCUUCCUUUCCUCCUCUUUCCCUGACUUUUUUUUUUUUUUUUUCUAUUUCUUUUUCUAUCGCUCUCUAUUUCGCUUUUAUUCAUCGAUUUCAUUAUUCCGUUUAAACUCUGUGGCUGCCAUCGAAGUUUAGUUUCAAGUCUGUGAUAUUAGUUCGUGGGAUUUCUGCAACUACCAAAGAAUUAAACCCUAUUUUUUCUCUGGGUGAUUCUGGAAAACGGCGCAACUUCGAAUUCUGUCUCCUCAGAUUUCAUUCUUUGCUCUCCCAAACAGUUCAAAACCGAAUUGACUGUUCCCACAACCUUUGGGAAACCUUCUCUUUACUUUCCCGGAAACUACAAAUUUGCUCGCAAUCCAAAUGCAAGACAGACGCCUCUAGAAUCUUUGUGGUCAUGCCUUGCAACCGCUGCGGACACAGAUCCCUAAUCCGUGACGACGUCACUGGCUUACUGGUUUGUGAGUCAUGCGGUGCCGUCCAAGAAUUCGACAACUACGAAGCUCGCACCGGCGGUGUCAGUGGUCCAGAAGGCGUGUUUAUCCGUGUCGGCACUUCAGGUGCUGGUAGUGUCUUAAAUUACCGAGACAAAAAAAUCUUUGAAGCAAAUAAACUUAUCGAUGAAAUAACCUUCAAGUUGGAUUUAGUAGGCCAAAAAGUUAGCGAAAUCAAAUCCAUGAUUGAUAAAAUCACAGAAGGUGAGUUUGGGCAAGGCGAUUGGUUCCCAGUUUUGAUAGGUGCCUGUGCUUAUGUUGUAGUCAGGAGAGAUAACAAGUCUUUAUCUAUUGCAGAGAUUGGUAAUGUAAUUGGUUGUGAUGUUCAUGAAUUGGGUAGAAUGAUAAUGCGGGUUGUUGAUCAUUUGAAUAUAAAGUUGCCUGAGUUUGAUAUAGUUAGCUCAUUUGAGAAGGUAGUGAGAAAUUUGUCGAAUGCAGGGAGGAUUGAGAGCAAUAAAGUUGAGAGAAUGCAAGAACAAGGUGUGUUUUUGAUACAGUGUGCAAUAAAAUGGUUUUUAUCCACAGGGCGAAGGCCAUCACCAAUUGUGGCAGCAGUUCUGGUGUUGGUGGCAGAGUUGAAUGGGGUUGAGGGUUUGAAGAUUGAGGAAGUGGCAAGGGAGGUGCACGCAGCAGUGUCCACUUGUAGAUUGAGGUAUAGGGAAUUGUUAGAGGUGCUUGUGAAAGUGGCAGAGGCAUUACCAUGGGGGAAAGAUGUGACAAUGAAGAACAUUGUGAAAAAUGUCCCUUUUGUGAUUCGUUAUAUGGAGAUGAAGUCAAUGGCAAAGUGUGGUAGGGAGGGGGCCAGUUUGGAGUGUGUUGGAUUUGAUUUGGGGGAGGUGGUUAGCCACUGUUUGAGAAAGGAUAUUGAAUAUGGUGUUGAAGAGGAUCGUGCGGAGUAUGAUGAUUCUCAGUAUUUUGAGCUCAAAAAUGGCAGUGGCGUGAAUAAAAUGGGCGAUGGUGAUGUGGGUAAGCUUCAGCUUUCACAUGAGUGCUUGUCCAUGGUUUAUAACAAGUUCUUGAAGGAGGGUGGCAGUGGUAAGUAUGCAAUAGAAAAUGGAGGUGUUCAUAGGAGGAAAAGCAAUAUGGGGCUUGAGCUUCAUCCAACAGAAUGGUGGAAUGGGAAAUCAGAAUUGAGCAAGAAGCUUUUGUUGAAGCAAAUAUUGGAAAAAGAUGUGGGAUUAAAUCCUAUGCCUCCAUCUUUUGUUAAUGGUCAUUUGGCAGUUAAGAGGAGGAGAGCAAGGAUAAAUGCUGCAAGGUUGCGCAUUGAAAAGAUUAUGCAUCCAUGGAAUGCUAAUUCAGGUGAUGGUAGUGACCUUUGUGUUCUGGAAGAUUCACAUACUCGGAAGAGGAAAAGGAAAACAAGGGCAAAAGGAAUUGAUUGGGAAGAUUUUGUAAUUGAGACCCUCCUUCUUCAUCAGGUGAAAGAGGAGGAAAUUGAGAAGGGACACUACAAUACCUUGUUGGACUUGCAUGUGUUCAAUUAAGAGGCAGAACUAUUAAAUUAUCUAAUUUUUGUCUUUGGAGCUUCAUCAUCAUAGAAAAUUUCAACAAAACACUUGUAACAAGGGAAUUUAUGUUUUCCUGAGCAGAUAUUUUGUUUAUCAUUAUACAACAACAUUAAGCAUAAUGUUAUUUUAAAAAAAAAAUGUUCAAUGUUU